Messenger RNA from Parnassius mnemosyne (clouded apollo), 3951 nucleotides. The record is from the annotation of a GenBank genome assembly. Lineage: Eukaryota; Metazoa; Arthropoda; Insecta; Lepidoptera; Papilionidae.
AUGGUGGCUCCCGAUUCCGAGGCUCCUUCGAAUCCUCGGAUAGCGGCUGCUACGCACGAGAGCCCUACCACCGCUGAGGCGCGCCACAGCGCGGAUCUUUAUAUACGUACCAGUUGGGUGGACGCAGCGUUAGCACUCUCCGAACUUGAAAAGGGCAACAUCGAGGGUGGUCGUACGUCCCUGUGGAUUCGAGCGUGGCUGCAGGAGCAGUUGUUCAUAUUAGGCUGCUUCCUUCAAGGCGACGCGGGGAAGGUCCUCUUCGUCGCCAUUCUCGUGCUCUCCACCUUUUGCGUCGGCCUCAAAUCUGCGCAGAUCCACUCGCGGGUCGACCAACUCUGGGUACAAGAGGGAGGAAGAUUAGAAGCCGAACUGAAAUACACGGCGAAGGCGCUGGGUGAGACAGACUCUUCAACCCACCAACUGAUCAUACAAACUGCGAAGGAUCCUGACGUCUCGCUACUGCACGUUGGUGCGCUGCUUGCGCACUUAAAGGUAGUCCAGGCGGCGACGCGGGUCACGAUUCAUAUGUACGACAUCGAGUGGCGAUUGAAGGACCUCUGCUACAGCCCGAGCAUUCCCGACUUCGAAGCCUACCACAUCGAGAAAAUAUUCGACAACAUCAUCCCCUGUGCUAUCAUCACACCACUCGACUGCUUCUGGGAAGGCUCCAAGUUAUUAGGACCCGAUUAUCCCAUUGUCGUCCCAGGUCUGCAACAUAAGUUGAGAUGGACACAUUUAAACCCCCAAGAAGUGUUGGAGGAAGUGAGAAAGCUGAAAUUCCAAUUUCCUUUAAGCACGAUGGAGGCUUACAUGAAGAGAGCCGGCAUUACGUCCGCCUACAUGAAAAAACCGUGCUUGGACCCCACCGACGCGCAUUGUCCAGACACGGCACCGAACAAGAAGACUGGACAUGUUCCAGAUGUAGCGGCGGAGCUAUCUCACGGUUGCUACGGGUUCGCAGCGGCGUACAUGCAUUGGCCGGAGCAAUUGAUAGUAGGUGGUGCCACGAGGAAUUCCACGAAUGCAUUGCGAAGCGCCAAGGCGUUGCAAAGCGUAGUGCAGCUGAUGGGCGAACGGGAGAUGUUCGAGUACUGGGCCGAUCAUUAUAAGGUGCACCAUAUCGGAUGGAGCCAAGAGAAGGCCGCUGCUGUUUUAGAUGCAUGGCAGAGAAAGUUUGCGGCUGAAGUAAGAAAAAUGAUGACUACGGAGUCAGUGUCGCCAGCGUACAGCUUUUAUCCUUUCUCCACUUCAACUCUCAACGAUAUUCUCGGCAAAUUCUCCGAACUCUCUUUGAAGAACAUUAUAUUAGGGUACAUGUUCAUGUUGAUUUAUGUUGCGGUAACUUUGAUUCAAUGGCGCGAUCCCAUACGCUCGCAGGCCGGAGUGGGCAUCGCCGGCGUAUUACUGCUGUCGAUUACUGUCGCUGCGGGGUUAGGUUUUUGUGCUUUAUUAGGUAUCCCAUUCAAUGCGUCCAGUACUCAGAUAGUACCAUUCUUAGCAUUAGGUCUAGGUGUACAGGAUAUGUUUCUUCUCACUCACACGUAUGUGGAGCAAGCGGGGGAUGUGCCUAGAGAAGAAAGAACUGGACUAGUACUGAAAAAGAGUGGACUGAGUGUUCUUUUGGCUUCGCUGUGUAAUGUUAUGGCUUUCUUAGCAGCGGCGUUACUACCUAUUCCAGCUUUAAGGGCAUUUUGUAUACAGGCUGCGAUUUUGCUCUUGUUCAAUCUUGGUUCAAUGCUUCUCGUUUUCCCGGCGAUGAUUUCGUUGGACCUUCGACGGCGGUCAGCCGCUAGGACCGAUCUUCUUUGCUGUUUGAUGCCUGAAACUCCAAUAACGAGGACUAAGAAAAUACCAGAACGCUCCAGUCGCAGUGGCAAGAACAAUAAGAGCAACUGGAAGGAUACAACACGACAACCUCUGGACCCUGAGGAGCUGGGAAACAAGACUAAAACCUGCUGCCUCAGCUUGUCACUUACGAAGUGGGCUAAGAAUCAAUAUGCACCUUUUAUCAUGCGACCAGCUGUAAAGGUUACAUCAAUACUCGCUCUUAUAGCAGUAAUAUUAGCAAGUGUAUGGGGAGCAACGAAAGUCAAAGAUGGUCUGGAUCUUACAGACAUAGUACCGGAAAACACGGACGAACACGAAUUUCUAUCACGCCAAGAGAAAUAUUUCGGCUUCUACAACAUGUACGCAGUAACUCAAGGCGAUUUUGAAUAUCCUACUAAUCAAAAGCUACUUUAUGAAUAUCACGACCAAUUCGUUCGGAUACCAAACAUAAUAAAAAAUGACAACGGUGGACUCACAAAAUUCUGGUUAAGUCUAUUUCGAGAUUGGUUACUAGAUUUGCAAGCGGCUUUUGACAAGGAAGUCGCUAGCGGUUGCAUAACUCAAGAGUACUGGUGCAAGAAUGCGAGCGAUGAAGGAAUAUUGGCAUAUAAGCUAAUGGUGCAAACCGGCCACGUGGAUAACCCGAUUGAGAAAUCACUUAUUAGUACUGACACUAAAAACGGCCACAGAUUAGUUGAUAAAGACGGAAUAAUCAAUCCAAAAGCUUUUUACAAUUACCUUUCUGCUUGGGCCACUAAUGAUGCCCUGGCUUACGGAGCUUCGCAGGCAAAUCUAAAGCCACAACCUAAGAGAUGGACGCAUUCCCCUGGGGAUGUUGAUCUGAAGAUACCAAAAUCAUCGCCGUUGAUUUAUACGCAGUUACCCUUUUAUUUAUCUGGACUUAGUGAUACAGACAGUAUAAAGAACUUGAUAAUGUCUGUGAGGGAGUUGUGUCUAAAAUUCGAAGCAAAAGGAUUGUCGAAUUUCCCGUCGGGAAUACCUUUUUUGUUUUGGGAGCAGUACCUUUACUUGAGGACGUCGUUGCUUCUGGCUCUGGCUUGUGCUUUAGCUGCAGUAUUUGUGGCUGUAAUGGUGCUUUUACUAAAUGCGUGGGCUGCGUUGCUGGUGACGCUAGCUCUUGCUACAUUAGUGCUCCAGUUGUUGGGAGUGAUGGCCAUCCUGGGAGUUAAACUGUCCGCCGUACCAGCCGUCUUGUUGGUACUAGCUAUCGGACGAGGAGUUCAUUUCACUGUACAUUUGUGUCUGGGUUUCGUUACAUCAAUUGGCUGCAGAAGGCGACGUGCUUCCUUGGCCCUAGAAUCCGUGCUAGCUCCAGUAGUCCAUGGUGCCAUAGCAGCAGCUCUAGCAGCGUCAAUGUUGGCAGCUAGUGAAUUUGGAUUCGUCGCAAGAUUGUUCCUGCGGCUGUUACUCGCAUUAGUCAUACUUGGACUUUUAGAUGGACUACUGUUCUUCCCCAUUGUUUUAUCAAUACUGGGGCCCGCUGCUGAGGUGCGACCGCUAGAACAUCCUGAACGAUUAUCAACACCAUCACCAAAAUGUUCACCUGUGCAUCCAAGAAAAUCAAGCUCCAGCGGCGACAAGACGAGCCGAGCGAAAUCAGCACCACGACCUUGUGCCCCCUCCCUCACUACUAUAACCGAAGAACCACCCAGCUGGCAUAGCUCCGCUCCUUCCGUCCAGUCUUCUAUGCAAUCUAUCGUUGUGCAACCGGAGGUUGUUGUUGAAACUACAACAUACAACGGCAGUGAUUCUGCUUCUGGUCGCUCUACUCCUACCUCAAAAACUACACACACUGGUGCUAUUACUACUAAGGUCACGGCUACGGCUAAUAUUAAAGUGGAAGUAGUAACACCGAGCGAUAGAAAGUCAAGACGCUCCUAUCACUACUAUGAUCGUCGCAGGGAUCGUGAAGACGAUCAUGACAGGGACCGCGAUCGGGAUAGAGAUCGCGAUCGAGACAGAGACCGAGAAAGGAAUAGGGACAGGGAAAGGUCAAGGGAACGGGACCGUAGGGAUCGGUUCAGAGACGAAAGAGAUCAUCGAGCUUCUCCAAGAGAAAAUGCGAGAGAUUCGGGCCACGAAAGUGAUUCCUCCAGGCAUUAA